Messenger RNA from Triticum aestivum (bread wheat), 3969 nucleotides. RefSeq lists its product as uncharacterized. The transcript is spliced from 2 exons. Bases 70 to 1014 code for a protein of 314 amino acids. The record is from RefSeq and is a predicted model, not a curated record. Lineage: Eukaryota; Viridiplantae; Streptophyta; Magnoliopsida; Poales; Poaceae.
GAAAAACCGAUUCCGACUGUAGUCGACGUCCUUCCUGUAUGCACGACCAUCUCCUCCCAUCGUGAAGCUAUGCCGCCGCCUAGGGUUCGACGCAGUGUUGUCCCUGGGUUCCCGUCGUGCCCGGCGGGACGUGCGGCGCGCAUCCCUCCCCUAGCCGCGUGCAUGGCGGGUGGUGGAGCCAGACCGCCGGGGCCCAAGCCGGUGGCGCCCAGGUCUUCUAUGCCGCCUUGUCCGUUGGUCCAGCAGCAGUUCCCUCGGGUGCGGGGGCCUCGACCCAGUUGCCCCGCGCAGCGCCGGCCGCUCCAAGACGCGGUGGAGGCCAGCUUGGGCAGAGACCGCCGGCGCAAGGACAGGCUGCGGUGGUUGCCGCGGGUCGGGGAGGGGCUGCUAUUGGGCCGCAGCCAACGCCGUAGGGUCCGGUUGCGGUGGGUGAUGUGGGACAUGGCGGCGCUGCGCACGGGCCACGUCCGCCGACGCCUGGGUCUGCCGUCGUGUCUAGUCAGGCGCCCGGCCAUCAGCCUCGGGCUGCGCCGCCGAUGCAUCACGUCGCGAGGCCACUGCAGAAGCGUCCUGGACCGACGCAGACACAUACACCGCCGCCUCAGUCUGGUGCUGGGGGUGCGGGUUUGCCCCGUGGCCCAGCCAACAGUGGUGCUAACGGACUGCCCCGGGGACAAUGUGGUGACGAUGGUUACAAUGCGUAUGGUGAAGGCUAACAUCGUGGUUCAUCAUCGUCGGGUGGCGGCCGUGGUUAUGCUUGGCAGAGCAAUGGUUCAGCUGAGAGACCUUUUUACGGCCCUCCGAGUGGCUUUGUUGAGGGGGCAUCAGGCCCUGACUACCCACAGCAAGGUGACUACCGUGGUCAUCGUGGCCGAGGUGGCCGGUACUGGCAGCGUGAGCCUCCUCCGCCUGUCAUCAUUGAGCAGACGGACUCCGAGGAGGCGGCUGAUCCCAGUCAGACGCCAGAGCUGUCAGGUCAGGCUAUGGAGGUGGUGCCCCGCUGGCUACGGCUGAGACCAUAGCGACGGGUUCGGUCGUGGUUGCAGACAAGGCAGACUCUGAUAGAGUGUCCAAGUGGGCCGUGAUAUCUUUCCCUACUAAUAAAGCAGCGACUGCUUCUGGUCGUCCGUCAUUAGUACUUUUGCAUAAAAGCCCCUAAAGUUUGUAUGAAUCAACCCGCAGUCCUGAUGAGGUCAACCCGACGAGCGAUAGAAAAAAAACUCCAAAUCGCAUCACCGUCUCCAGCGUGCCGCUACCCCCUGCCGCGAGCCGAUGCCCCCAGCCCCGCCGCAGCGCGCCGCCACAGCCUACCCUGUCGGGACUCCUACCCCUACCCCAACUGCCCCCCACGCCUGCGGCGUUCUACCGUCGGCGACACUCGACGCCGCGGCCGUUGCCGGCUCCCACACCCGCGGGCCUCCGUCUCCCCUGCCGCCGCCGCCGCCCCGCUUGUCUAGCGGGCCGGCCCUGUCCAUGGGGCGCAGGGGCUACCAGCGCCCUCCCACGCCCGUGCGCGCCUCCUUCUGCCCUUCCGCCACGGACGACGUCGUGUCCUGCAGCCUCCACGAAUACGUCCUCCAUCCUGACCGACUUCUCUGAGCCUAAUGCGAUCCCGGUGGUGGCCGCGCCCUGCUCGGCCCGCCGUCCUGCCGUGGCAGGCGCCUGUCGUCGGAGCUCUGGUCGUUGGUUCCAGAGUCGGGCGGUUCCACACGGGGGGCGCCUAUCCCGCUGUGCCACUGAUCACUUAAUUCGGCUCUCUCGACUGAUGCAUAUAAUAUGCUUAAUUAUGUUGUGAUUUUUCUGUACCAAUGAAUGAUCAGGAUUCUGAGAAAGAGAAGAAAGCCUCAGGGGACAGAGUAUUCAGGAGGACACCAAUGCAAAUCUAUGGUGUUUGAGGCAGCUUGAAAGAAGGUUUGCUGCAAGGAAGAGAUAGAAAGAGCGAAAUAGAGAGGGCAGGGGCGUGAUCUGUUGUAAGUAUGAAGUGAAGUAAUCCUUCCUGUCCUGCUGUUUGUUUUCGCAAGUCUGUUUUGCACAACUCUGUUUGCAGUGCGUGCAGUAACUGAUCGAUUGCGUUUUGAGGGUUCUAGGUGUCGAAUAUGACCGGGCCAUUAAAAUAAAAGUUGUAUAUCUUUUCAAGACCUUUCCAACGAAUAUUUAUUUGCUUUUUUCGUCAGGUAUUCUAGGAGAUAAUGGCUAUCUGAAGUUACUGUCAGUUUUCGUCAGACUGCAGUUUUAGGCAUGACUUCCUAUUUUGCGCGGCGUUUCAAAGUAACUUCAAGGAUGAAUCUGUCCAUGGGGCUAUGGAUGUAUUUUCAGUAUUUGGUUUGAAAUUUCCAUGGAGAAUUUUUUCUCAAAUUUUCGCUGAGUAUAGUGAAAGAUACAACCUUCUGAAUGCUGCUGCCCAUUGCGAGUUCUGUUCUGAACUUCUGACAGUUACUGUUUUCUGUAUUGAGAUUUGAGAGGCAUUUUAAAAUAUCUGUCUAGAGUACAAUUAACAUAGAUAUAAUUCAUUGUUUGAUCUUUCCACAGAGUAUGUAAGUACUAUUUUUUAUUGCGUCUACAAGGAGUAAUUUAACAUUGCUAUCCGUUUCAGUUAACUUUGUGAGAUCUUCCUGAAACUGUAUAGUUUCGGUUGUGAGUUUCAAAUUGGUUUGCCGUUUUAAAGGUACUUAGAGGCCGAAUGUAUUGUCUUGAACGAAACUGUUGCAUCUUGCUUUAGAUGUUUUUUGAUAAGGUAACAGCUGCCUCAACUGAAGAAUCAUUAACUCCCUCGCUGUGUAACUUCCCUGCUGCAGGUGAUUGGAUCAGCGAACCUUCUCUGUAGUUUAGGAUUUGAUCAGUUCGAGGAACGUGGUAAGUCCCUAGCAAAAUUCUUUCGCCUUAUUAAUCUUCUGCGUUCUUUAGCAGUGCGCUGGUCCAUGCAGUAUCAUCAGAGUCAUGGAUCUUUGAUAGAAUGUAACGCAUGGGCAGUAUAGUAUUCUCUCAUGUUAUGUGAACCCUCAGAUACCUUUCCAUGAGACUGAACCCAACUGUUCCCAAAUUUCUUAUGUGUUUGUGUAUACGAUGGUACAUAUGUGAGUUUCACCAUUAUUGGUCUAUUUCUUGAUGUUUUUUCCAAGGAUAUUCGAUUGUUGAGUUAAUUGUCAGUGAUGCCAUCACAUUGAGUUGCCAUUAAACUCUAAAAGUUAUGUUUCUUUGUUUUCUGUGUUAUGUGGAAGAAUGUAGAUUUGCAAUGUGAAGAGUUAUUCAAGGACAAUAGUGGCGGCUACCAAUGCAAUUAUUUUAAUUAUUGACAAUGCGGUCUGGGUUGCUGGAGUGAGCUUUUUUAUGGAAUGGAAUACAUGUUAAAGCAGAACCAGUGUAAGCUGAUAUUCUUCAUGUUGUCCUUCAAGACAAUAUUUCAUAUGUUGUAAAUAUUUCAUGUCACCUGGUAUUUGAGUCUGAAAUUUCGCAUGGUGGUGAAUUACUGAAUGCAUGCCAAGGCAGUUCCAUACAAAAACACUUUCCUAAAAAUAAAAAAGAAUACCUUGCUAAUUUAUUAAUACAAAUACACUACCAAUAAGGCUCUCUUUUGGACAAUGAGGUGUCUAGUGGACAUAUGUUAAGAUGAACAGGACCCCCAGCUCGUAGCUCCUGCUCGUGCUGCAGGGCGAGCCUGCAUCUCUAGCUCGGCAACUCUAGCUCCUGCUUGAUCAAACAUCAUUUGUAACAUUUACUAUAUCACUAUGGUUAAGAGGUGAAAUAUUUACAAGAAUUAAAAUACAUUGUAACCUAUACCCGUGGCAACGCACGGGCAUUUGUGCUAGUGUCUCCAACGUAUCUAUAAUUUAUGAAGUAUUCAUGCUAUUAAAUUAUCUGUUUUGGGUGUUUAAUGGGCUUUAUUAUACACUUUUAUAUUAUUUUUGGGACUAACCUAUUAACCGGAGGCCCAGUCCAAGUUGUUGUUUUUUGCCUAUUUCAGUGUUUCGC